Linum tenue is the source of this 921-nucleotide messenger RNA. NCBI's taxonomy places the organism in Eukaryota, Viridiplantae, Streptophyta, Magnoliopsida, Malpighiales, Linaceae. The record is from the annotation of a GenBank genome assembly.
AUGAAUGACCUUUUAUCAAAUUCCUUCAAGAAGUACACCGACCUGAGGGAACAGACUCGGAUGGACGACCUGGAGGCCGGGAAGGAGAACAGCAACCUCGACAAGUUCUUCGAGGACGUCGAGAAUGUCAAGGAAGACAUGAAAACCGUGGAGAAGCUGCACAAAUCUCUGCAGGAGGCCAACGAGGAAUGCAAGACUGUGCACAACGCCAAGACUGUAAAGGCCCUGAGGGCCAAAAUGGACGCCGAUGUCGGUCAGGUCCUGAAGCGGGUCAAGCUGAUCAAGGGCAAGCUGGAAGCGCUGGACAGGUCGAAUGUCGCAGCUCGAAGCGUGCCCGGAUGUGGGCCCGGCUCAUCGGCGGAUCGAACGAGGACUUCUGUGGUCGGAGGGUUGGGGAAGAAGCUGAAGGACCUGAUGGACAAUUUCCAGAACCUGAGGGCCAAAAUGUCUGCAGAGUACAAGGAGACCGUGGAGAGGAGGUACUUCACCAUCACGGGGGAGAAGGCGAGCGAGGAGCUGAUCGACGAUUUGAUCGCGAGCGGGGAGAGCGAGAGCUUCCUCCAGAAGGCGAUCCAGGAGCAGGGGAGGGGCCAGAUUCUCGACACGAUAGCGGAGAUCCAGGAGAGAAACGACGCGGUGAAGGAGAUCGAGAAGAACCUGAUCGAGCUGCAUCAGGUUUUCCUCGACAUGGCUGCCCUCGUCGAGGCUCAGGGACACCAGCUCAACGACAUCGAGAGCCACGUCGCGCACGCUAGCUCGUUCGUCCGACGUGGGACGGAGCAGCUCCAGGAGGCCAGGGAGUAUCAGAAGAGCUCCAGGAAGUGGACCUGCUACGCCAUUAUACUGGGGAUUGUGUUCAUCAUUCUGCUUCUGCUCCCCCUCGUGCCAUCUAUCAUAGCUCUCAUACAAAGCAGCAGGUGA